Messenger RNA from Oncorhynchus tshawytscha (Chinook salmon), 788 nucleotides. RefSeq names its product TGF-beta receptor type-2-like. Gene Ontology annotation, biological process: cellular response to growth factor stimulus; protein phosphorylation; heart development. The transcript is spliced from 2 exons. Gene Ontology annotation, molecular function: transforming growth factor beta binding; transforming growth factor beta receptor activity; activin receptor activity. Lineage: Eukaryota; Metazoa; Chordata; Actinopteri; Salmoniformes; Salmonidae. The record is from RefSeq and is a predicted model, not a curated record. Gene Ontology annotation, cellular component: signaling receptor complex; plasma membrane. Bases 91 to 417 code for a protein of 108 amino acids.
AAUGUUCGGCUCUGUGUGUGUUUGUGUACAGAGGUAAAGGACUACGAGCCCCCAUUCGGUAAGGUGAGGGAGCACCCGUGUGUGGAGAGUAUGAAGGACAGCGUACUCAGAGACAGGGGACGACCAGAGAUCCCCAGCAGCUGGAUCAACCACCCAGGCAUCCAGGUGGUGUGUGGCACGAUAGACGAGUGCUGGGACCACGACCCCGAGGCCAGGCUGACUGCACAGUGUGUGGCCGAACGCUUCAAUGACAUGGAGCACCCAGACAAGCUGUCUGAACGCAGCAACUCAGAGGAGAAGAUCCCCCAGGACAUCUCUGUGACGGAGUUUGAAGAGAUUGAGAAGAAGGAAGUAUGCCUCAGAAACUACAAUGCCCCUGCCGAGGAGGCUGAGAACUACAAUCAACCAAGCAGCUGAGAGAGAUUUAAGUGGAGAGUCUCUUUGUAUAUGCUCCGUUUAUUUGUCCUGCUUGUGACUCCAAGGAACAAACAGAUUGGCUGUUGUGUGUCAUGGAUGUAAAAGGGAACAAAACUGAACAAUCCAAUCAGCAAGGAAUUUAUCUUUUUUUAUUUUUUAUAUUUACAGCAUUUUCUCCAAAGACGGAUUAAAGCCAUGACUGGACUGGUGAAAAUAUAAAGCCCUCUUAACUAAAUACUGUUCGCACUUUAUCAAUAGCUAUGCAUACCAAAUGAUGUACAGUACCAGUCAAAAGUUGACACACCUACUCAUUCCAGGAUUUUCCUUUAUUUGUACUAUUUUCUACAUUGUAGAAUAAUAGUGAAGACAUC